Macroventuria anomochaeta is the source of this 911-nucleotide messenger RNA. RefSeq lists its product as uncharacterized. NCBI's taxonomy places the organism in Eukaryota, Fungi, Ascomycota, Dothideomycetes, Pleosporales, Didymellaceae. The coding region runs from base 119 to 751 and encodes 210 amino acids. The record is from RefSeq and is a predicted model, not a curated record. The transcript has 3 exons.
CAAGGUUUAUUUCGAGAGCGAUCGUCUGGUACGGCUUCACCACGUUGUGAACUUGUGAAUUGCGUUGCUUUCGGCUGUUCAUGAGUCGCAAUUGCUGUCUGCGAGAAGAGAAAGGCCGAUGACGAUCUGGCAAGGUCCGGACACCCUGCACAGGACUCAAUGGAAGGCUGCAGCACGGGAAAAAGCGACUGUGCCGCUGACGCCUUCAUACAGUCUUAUCUCGCUUAUACUUGACAGCGGCAUCAACGCUAGCAUGCGGGAACCACAGCGCCUCCACCUCACGGAGCUCGCCCCCUCCAAUCGAUGGCAGUUCACUAAGAAAUCGAGACAGAGAUUGAUUGAAGGAGAAAUUGGACACGGGAAACUCGCUCAGGGGCCGCGACAUGUGAACGGGACAAUUGUGGUUCCUGAAAUUCAUCAUGAAUGCCGCCUCUGGUCAUCUUUGUUCACGACUCAAACUUUGCCGAUGCGUGCCGUGCAGUGCAGCAGUUCACCCAAAACACGCAAAAAGUCGCUGCUCUCGCUCUCACAGACCAUCAACUGCCCCUUCCUCCCUCGUGGCAGCAAGAACUGCAAGUCACUCACAUGUAUCUGUCUGCGACACCGGUUUUCGAUCUGCCGUCACAAAUCUUUGCGACUCAUGACCAUGCAGAAGUCGAAAAGACGUAGAACGCCAUCUUUGGAUACUUUCAGAACCAAUUUUAGGACCGUGCAAGCCCGUCUCCAGUUCGCUGCAGGUGAGUUUGGUUGACUGAAGCAAGAAAAGCGGCCAGGGGUGAUAACGAGACACCGACGAUCGCAGCGGUCUGGCGACGACCGUGUGUUGCACGAGGUGAUGCUUCUUUGAGCCGCGAGUGGCGAUCAAGAGGUUGUGUGACAUUCGGGUGGGCUUCUGGAUGGGAAAAGUAAGG